AGCCUGUGUUUCAUCUGUUCCAGCACUUUACGAUGCCUCUCCUCACAGACAGACUGUUCCUUCAGCCUUCACUCAGAUGCCUCGGUGUCUUGGGAUACUUUCUUUUCCUGACGCACAUUUGUAAAGCAUCAGAUGCCACCUCCUGCCCUGUCCUCCGUUUACUGGGGAUUGCUGGAAAUGGAGGAGUGGAUUUAAAUUGUGUGUCUAAAGGCUGGCAGGAGGAAGCUCAGGUCAUUUGGCUGGACGGUGAGGGAAACCUCCUCUCUGCUGGACCUACAGAGACAGUCAGAGGCUCUGAUGGCCUCUAUACUGUCAGCAGCAGAGUGACUGUGGAGAAGAGACACCACAACUGCUUCACCUGUAGAGUCCAACAGAACCACCCCAGCCAGACCAGAGAGGCACAGAUCUAUAUUGCAGAUGAUUUCUUUGACAUCAGAUCCAGUUCUUCUUCUACCACAUUUGGUCUGGCUGCUGGUUUGGCUGUUUGCAUCGUGGUUAUUCUUGGUGGAUUCAUUGUGUGGAACUACAAGACCAAGAGAAGCUGUAGGGAUCAAACUACUGAAAGAGAGAAUGAGAAUCACUCUCAAAGUAACAGAAGUGAAGAUCGGGUUGUAACUGGAGAAGAAAGAGAGACACAGCUUCUCAUGACACCUAAAAACAAUUGUAUACCUGUACAACUGGAGGUUUUAAAUGAGGAGGAGCAGCUGAGAAGGGAGGCUAAUGAGAAAGCACGGGAGACCUUGGAAGCAGAGCUGGAGACCAAGAAGACUGAGCUUAGAAAGAAACGAUCUUAUCUGCAGCAGCUGGAUGAAGAGAAGCAGAAGAAGGAGGAGAACAUGAAGAAACUGAAGGAACAGCUGGAGAACAAGAAGACGGAGGUUCAUGCAAUCAUCUGUAUCUGUAUCUGUUUUCUUCUGAUUGACAAUUCAAGUGAAGGAAUUAGAAGCUGCACUGGCCCAAUACUGGAAGAUCUCUUCAUCACAUGUCUUUAUAUGAUCCAGAGUUCUGAAAAAAAGGAGCACCAGCAGAAGAAGGCGAAGGCUGAAACUGAAGUGGAGAACCGGGAGAAGCAGCUGGAGACUGAACAGAUGGAAUUAGCCACCAAAACCAAACAGAUUAAUGACAAACAAGCUGAAGUCCAGCAGCUCCAGGAGGAGAUUCAGAAGAUGGAGACCAACCUGCAGAGCCUGAUGGAGCAGCUGGAGUCCAGACAUGUGAAGGUUGAAUGAAACCAGAUGUGAACUGAAGCUCAAGCGUUAUCAGACACAGUUCUCCAGGGCAGACCGACACCAGCCUGGACCUUCAGGUUCUGACACUGGACACAACAUGGCUGCCAGACGAGCAGCUGACACUCACAUGGCGACAUCUCCGAUCAGCUGACACCACUGUGGGAGAAUUAACAGUUGUGUUUUGUUAUGAAUCGUGAAUGUAAGAUGGAGGCACUGAUGAAGCUUCUGUGUUUCUCAAACAGGCUGAAAAUGAAUCAAAUAGUUUAAUAUUGUUUUAACACUCCAUGUCGUCCAUAGAGUCUUUAAUUCACAUGGAUGCUUUCUCACAACCUCAAUUUAUUUAUUUAUUUAUUCUUCAUUUUUGUAGCUUUCACUGCUCAAACGCUCCACUGACUCUCUCUCUCUGUGUUUUCACUGGAUCAGAUAUGACUGUACAGAAAUGGCUCCACUGAUCAUGUUCAUUGCUUUUUAUUAAAUAACUCCACUUUAACAAUGAAACCUCUACUGUUUACAUUAAAAAAGACUGGAUCAAACCCAAAUGUAAUGUUUGAAUCUGAGACUUGAAACUAGAGAGAUUUUAGAUAUUCUGUGUUUUGUCCUGAAACUGAGGUAUCUGGACUGCAACACAUUCUGAUCUUUGAUUUAACGUAGUUUAGAUUAAACUAUGACAGAUUAGUUUUCCUUGUGUGAGUAAAGGAAUGAAGACAGUGUGGGGCGUACAGGUCCCAGGGGUCCCAGAGGUCCCAGAGUUAUUAUUAUUGUUAAAGGUUAGCAGAGGGCCACCAUAAAGCACUAAAACUGAGUCUGACCCUCAUGCCAGAUGGUGGGAGAUGAUGGAUAAAUGCUCACAUUCCUGUAGAAGGACAGAGAGACCAUUUGGGUCAUUUUGGGGUAUAAGACCUAAGGAGUGAUAGCAACCGAGUUAGGUGAUUGAUGGGAGAUGAGCAGAGAAACAGGUCAACUUCUCUUUCAGUCUGUUGGAUAGAUGGACCUUCAGUUCAUCAAAGUGACCAGUUAGAAGAAGUAGGUAUGUACAGUUAAAGGGGCUUUAAAAAGGCCCACACAGGCAGAGAAGGUUAGGUGGUUACUUGUAGAUUUCCUAAGAUAGAAGGUAGAGCAGAGGGCAAAGCAUUGGGCAUAAACUUGCCAUUGAUUUGUGAACACCAGGAUGUGGCCACACUGGUUCGGACGCAGGCUUGAGAUCUGUUUCAGUAACGACUGCUCUAUCAUUCCACCCAGCCUCGCCUCAGCAGAAUUCUUUUAUUAACAAACUACAUGCUGACAUACAAUCUCUUUCCAGCACAACGGUCAGGAUGGCCCAACACAGUUGAGAGUGACUAAUAAAACAUUAUAACAUACCUUGAACAACACUGACACUAUGAAAAAAUUAUCA
Acanthopagrus latus (yellowfin seabream) is the source of this 2622-nucleotide messenger RNA. RefSeq names its product coiled-coil domain-containing protein 110-like. The record is from RefSeq and is a predicted model, not a curated record. The transcript has 11 exons. Lineage: Eukaryota; Metazoa; Chordata; Actinopteri; Spariformes; Sparidae. Bases 33 to 1229 code for a protein of 398 amino acids.